CAACCUGUCCUGGAACAGGUUACACAUUAUAUGGCAAGCCAUAUAAAAGACAGCCACAAGGAUCCUUCUCAUCUCUUCACACAGCCAGGAACCAGACACAGCUUCAGAAUGAAGAUAAUCGGUGCUUUCCUGCUGAUCCUGGCAUUUGUGGAGCUGUCCACAGGAUCCCUGUUUAUUGGCGCCUUCAACAUCAGAUCAUUUGGUGAUAAAAAAGCAUCAAAUGCCACCUUGGUUGAUAUUAUAGUCAAAAUAGUCCACAUGUAUGAUAUUUUAUUGAUUCAGGAGGUCAGAGACAGUGAUCUGUCUGCCACUAAGAAACUGAUGCAGAACGUCAAUGGGGGAUCAUCACCUCACAAAUACAAGUAUAUAGUCAGUGAACCACUUGGGAGAAAUACCUACCAGGAGAGGUACCUUUAUCUCUACAGAGAGGAUUCGGUGUCUGUGGUCAAGAACUUCACAUAUGAUGAUGGAGCCGAGGCCUCUGGGACCGAUACCUUCAACAGGGAGCCCUUUGUGGUGAUGUUUUCAUCUCCCCAUACACGUGUCCCCGAAUUCGCCCUGGUCCCUCAGCACACUUCUCCAGAUGAUGCGGUGAAGGAAAUCGAUGCCCUAUACGAUGUCAUUGUUGACAUCAGAGCUCGAUGGAAUACCGACAACAUCAUUCUUUUGGGAGAUUUUAAUGCCGGAUGCAACUACGUGGCUGGCUCUGACUGGCAGCAGAUCCGGUUGUACACGGAUAAGAGCUUUCACUGGCUGAUCCCAGACAGUGCGGACACCACCGUUUCACACACAAACUGCCCUUACGAUCGGAUCGUGGCCACCCCGACCAUGAUGGAAGCGGUGGUUCCUCAUUCUGCCUCGGUCUACGACUACAUGACCUCGCUAAAGCUUAAACUCGACAUGGCUCUAGCAGUCAGUGAUCAUUUCGCUGUUGAGGUCCAGCUCUUCGGCCCUUAGGUGCGCCCUGCUUCCCGAGACAACCUCCUGCCAUUUAUCUGCACAGGCAAUGACCAGAUCAACGGAAAAGAGCACAUCCAAUUACAUUCAGAAACAUGUGGUUUUUGCAGAUAUCAAAUAAAGUUUGAAAAAGAC
Molecule: messenger RNA, 1092 nt
Organism: Anguilla anguilla (European eel)
Lineage: Eukaryota; Metazoa; Chordata; Actinopteri; Anguilliformes; Anguillidae
Gene: dnase1
Product: deoxyribonuclease I
Exons: 9
Coding region: 31-957 (308 amino acids)
Biological process (GO): DNA catabolic process
Cellular component (GO): nucleus
Molecular function (GO): DNA nuclease activity
Source: RefSeq, a predicted model, not a curated record